Molecule: messenger RNA, 795 nt
Organism: Entamoeba dispar SAW760
Lineage: Eukaryota; Evosea; Mastigamoebida; Endamoebidae
Exons: 2
Coding region: 1-795 (264 amino acids)
Biological process (GO): DNA repair; meiotic DNA recombinase assembly; reciprocal meiotic recombination
Cellular component (GO): Rad51C-XRCC3 complex; Rad51B-Rad51C-Rad51D-XRCC2 complex; replication fork
Molecular function (GO): crossover junction DNA endonuclease activity; ATP-dependent DNA damage sensor activity; ATP binding
Source: RefSeq, a predicted model, not a curated record
AUGAAAACAAAAACAUUAAAAGAAGUUGUUGAAGAAGUUAAAGAAAAGAAAAUUAGAAAUAUUCCAACAUUUAAUCAACAAAUUGAUCAAUUUUUAAAUGGAGGAAUUCCAUUAGGUGAAAUAACACAAAUAGUUGGAUUUCCUGGAAUUGGGAAAUCACAAUUAUGUAUGCAAAUAGCAUGUAAUGUUCAAUUACCUGAAGAAAUAGGAGGAUUAAAUUCUGAAUGUAUUUAUUAUGAUUCAUAUUCACAAUUUUGUAGUUUUAGAGUUCAAAAAAUGGCAGAAUGUAUUUGUGCAUCAUAUCCAGAAUAUAAACUUAAUGUAAAAGAAAUACUUAAAAAAAUUCAUGUAUAUCAACCACAUGAUAUUAUAAGUCUUUGUUCAUCUCUUUUAUCAAUAAAUAAUAAAUUAAAUAAAAUAAAAUUAAUAAUAAUUGAUUCAAUACCUACAUUUUAUAAGAAAACUAUAUGUAAUGAUACAAUUAGAUUAGCAGCACUUCAUCGUAUAAUUCAAAUUGUUUCAAUAUAUUCAAAUAAAUUUUAUUUAUCAGUUGUUAUAGUAAAUCAUUUAACAACAAAAAAAAUUAAUAGUAAUUAUACAUCUAUUGAUUAUAUUCAAUCAGCACCAUUUCUUACUUAUUUUAUAAGAAAUGGUGGAGUAAUAUUUUCAUCAUAUAUUAAAAAUUCUAUUUUUCUUUAUCAAAUAGAAUCAAAAUAUCAAGCAAUAAUACAAACAAAAUCUAAUUUACAAAAUGGUAAUAUUCCUUUUGAAAUUACAGAAGAUGGAUUUAGAUAA